AUGAGACAAGCUGACAAUCUCUCUUCAUUAAUUAUUGAAAGCAAGUUAUUUAUAUACCAACAAGGUGAAAUGAGACAUAAUCUUUAUACGAUUCUUCCACCUCGUAUCAAACAUUUGGAAAUACCAUUAAUUGAUUUAGAAAAAUUAAAAAUCAUUUUUGAACAAUGUGAAAAUCUGUCAACCAUUACAUUUGACACUGGUAAUAGAGAAUUCGCUGAGAAAGUUAUUAGUUGGUUUUCUGACAACACCAUUAACACAACCUGCCAAGAGCUUUAUAGAACAGUUUCUGUGUGGUUUGGAACAAAAAAAAAUUCGUAAUCAAGUGAAAUAUCUUUUGAUCAUUAAUCAAUGAAACUCAUUGACAGGAAUUAAGACUUUUAGUUUGUUUCAUUGAAUGAGAUUGUCGAAAUUAAAAAAAGUUUGAUCAUAAUUUUUAAAUAUAAUAAAUCAAAUGUUUAUAGUAUACCUAUGAUAAGAAAUAAUAAAAACUCGUCAGAGAACAAAUGUAUCCUAUUUAAUAUUAUGUCAUGUUUUCUCCUCUUAAUCCAUAAUUGCUGAGUAAAUCUCGACAAAUCAGAAAAUUAUAACCAGGUCAAAAAUCUUGGCCUGACCUGGCCUGGAAAGGCUGGAUAUAUUGCCUGGACAGAACAGGUCAGGUCAAAUUUUCAAAAUUCAGCCUGUACAGGAGGCCUGGCCUGGCGGGCCGGCAACUCUGCUG
This is a messenger RNA of Rotaria sp. Silwood2, 718 nucleotides long. The record is from the annotation of a GenBank genome assembly. NCBI's taxonomy places the organism in Eukaryota, Metazoa, Rotifera, Eurotatoria, Philodinida, Philodinidae.